This is a messenger RNA of Hordeum vulgare subsp. vulgare (domesticated barley), 2780 nucleotides long. RefSeq lists its product as uncharacterized. The transcript has 2 exons. The coding region runs from base 614 to 1657 and encodes 347 amino acids. The record is from RefSeq and is a predicted model, not a curated record. NCBI's taxonomy places the organism in Eukaryota, Viridiplantae, Streptophyta, Magnoliopsida, Poales, Poaceae.
UUGCAUUCCAGGAUCAAACUCGCAGCAAUGGUGGAUUAACUGGUCCAGCCAGAUUGGUGUUCUCUUCAGCCUCGGCUGCCAGAUCAUAUGCUCCAUCUCUUCUCCCCAUAACAUGGUCCGGGAAUAGAGUAUUGUUGGCCGAUUGGCAUACAUAGUAUUGUUGGUCGACUGAAUGCAGCUCGUACACUACCAUGGUCUCAGGUCAACUAUAGUACUGUAGGUGGUGUGGUGUGGUGUCCAGAUGCAGGCACAUGUUUGAGACUGUAUUUAUGCACCUCAUCUCAUUUAUUAUAGUGGAUUAUCCUUCAAAAUACGUGCAUCCAGCGCGUACUCUCACAUGCGGAUGCGGUUCCUCGCUGUUAUCAGUGUUCUUAAUUUCUUGGUUGUUUGGAUACUUGUUGAGAGUGGACAGAAAGCUAGUUGGCAUCCCAUGUUGGCUAGCUUCUGUAACAUGGAAAUGGAUAGCAUAUUCUUUCAACAGUCUACUACAACUACUCAGUUGAUCUGGACUCAGCUAGCAAGCAGUGCCAUACUCUUCAGUGCAGGUGUUCACUUCUUUCAAGGUUUGGAGGUACCCUUACACUGAUUGCGUUGCAGGGUCAAGAUCGCAACAAUGGAUGGGGGGCCGUUGGGCUUCUGGAAUGACUGGGCGUCCCAGAUCGGGGUCCUCUUGAGCCUCUUCUUCCAGGUCAUACUCCAUAUCUUUGCCAACGUCCGUCGGCGUGACGGUGGCUCAUUUUGGCUGAGGUCCCCCCUCUGGGUGGCGUAUCAGCUGUCUGACUCCACCGCAACAUACGCCGCCGGCCAGCUCCUCUUCAGCGGCGCAACAAAAGACCACCAUCUCAUUGCCUUCUGGGUGCCAUUCCUCCUGCUGCACCUCGGUGGCCCGGAUAACAUAACCGCCUACGCCCUUGAGGAUAGCAAGCUCUGGGGGCGCCACUUGCUAAGCCUUGUGGUGCAGUUCCUGGCAGCUGGAUAUGUCCUGUACAGGCAUAUCAUCGGCAGCGGGACCUUGCUCAUGGCGGCUGCCGGCUUGAUAUCUGUUGUCGGUGCUGUAAAGUAUGCGGAGAGGACAUGGGCGCUCCGGUCCGCCAAGUUCAGCAACCUCCAGAGCUCUCUCAAGGUACGGGAAAAUGACAUGCAUCACCAGCAAUUUUACACCGAGUAUCAAGACUGGUACAAUGAUGGCGACCUAGCCCUGCAUCAUGCUCACUCCCUGUUUCAUAUCUGCAAGCGUGGGAUAGUUGAUUGCGUGAUUGUGCGGGAUGACCCAGAUAGCCUGGAUUCUCUGGACAUCAAAAUAAUCCAGGGCCUUUCGGAAGACCGUGAACACAUGUGGAGGGUGAUGGAGAUGGAGCUCUCCCUCAUGUACGAUAUCCUGUACACAAAGGCAAGUGUUGCCCACUCUUGGCCUGGCUAUUGCAUCCGUGUCAUCGCACCGCCCGCCAUUGCCACCUCUCUCGUGUUGUUCCAGUUGAGCAGCAAAGAUGAUUACAGCCUAGUUGAUGUUUACAUCACGUACACCUUGCUGGGUGGCGCCUUGGUCCUGGAGACGAAAUCGCUCCUUGUCGCACUAGGGUCAAGCUGGGUAUUUGCCUUCUUGUGUGCCACACAGUGGGAUUGGCUCCGGCAUUCUGUUCUGUGUGCUGGAAGAUGACAUCAACUUCGGCACACAUUUUUUGCUCUCCGCCGGUCCUGGCCUUGCAAGAGGAUCAUGACAGGAAGCUCAAGGAGGUGGUCACGCACCAUGGGGCAGCGCAACAUGCUGCGGUCUUGUGCCAGACAGGCCGAUCCAACAAAUCAACGCCUCGACAAUCUGUUCAAGAUGCUGAGCCUCGGCAAGUGGUGGGACAAGAGGUACUCGUGGACCAUCGAUGUCUGUGAGAAGGUCAAGAAGCUCGCAUUGAACCUCACAGCAAAUGAUAUCAACACAAUGGGCUUGCGCAGGACUAGCUGGGGUGAACGGGCACUCAAUGAGGACCUCUAUCCUGGGCUGUGGAAGGAGUUGGAGGUUUAUCAUGGGGUUGACUUCCAUGAGAGUGUCAUCAGCUGGCACAUCGCCACCGACCUGGUCCUUGCUGAAAUAGACCGAAGGGGCCAUCAUAAGUCUGAUGACAAUGUGGAGCUAGUCAGCGUACUGUCCAACUACAUGAUGUUCCUCCUCGUGGACUCCCCCGACAUGCUACCAGGCCUUCCCCAAAACUGGUUGUAUGAGCAAACCUGCAUACAACUAAAAAAGAUAUGCACUGAACACAACACUAGCUCACCCAAGAACUUGUUCCGAUCACACCAUCACCGCUGGAAACCUUCUGAGCUUGAGAGGGAGAUCGCCAUCGAUAUAAUGAGCGAGUUUGAAGAAUCCAACGUCAGCAAUCCUCGGCUCUCUUAUGCGCGCGUUAUUGCUCUCAAACUGCUUCGUAGGAAGGAAAACAUGGUUGAUGCGCUGCUAUCGCUGUGGUUGAACUUCCUGGCCUACGCAGCCAACCGGUGCAACAGGGAGGCGCAUGCGAGGAAGCUUGGCAAAGGCGGCGAGUUGCUAACUGUCAUCUGGCUUUAUCAAGAACACCUCCACCAAGUAAAAGAAGAUGGAAGAAAGGGGCCGAACCUUGUUUAAUUCGGUGUACUAAUGAAUGUCCAGAAAUAUCUUCACCUUCUGUAUUUUGUAAACUUACCUUUCUUCAGUUCAGUUCAGCAUCUUUGUUCAUAUUAAGUUUUUGUUACUUAUGAAGAAUUCUUCGGAGCACAAAGCACCAAUUGACAUGCUAGCUAGCCCAUGAUUG